Messenger RNA from Rhineura floridana, 1648 nucleotides. It is a transcript of the gene CFAP144, whose product is annotated as cilia and flagella associated protein 144. Bases 844 to 1422 code for a protein of 192 amino acids. NCBI's taxonomy places the organism in Eukaryota, Metazoa, Chordata, Lepidosauria, Squamata, Rhineuridae. The record is from RefSeq and is a predicted model, not a curated record. The transcript is spliced from 4 exons. Gene Ontology annotation, cellular component: ciliary base.
ACAUUCACGCUAACAGAACUCACCUGUUUCCCAUCCAUCGAUUCGCUUCGGACACGCUUCCGAGACGCACAACGUAGGGUUUGGCCUUUCAGCGGAGUGGUUGCAACAUCAGCCAGAGCUUGCCGGGCUCUCGCCUGUUGCAAGUCGCGAGCCUGCACAGGGCUUACCGUGUCGAAAGUGCGUGGUAGGGUAGAGAGAAGCCUCGUUCGCUGAGCCACAGGCCUGAUCCCCACCCGGGCGGCUUCGAACUUAAUGCGCAGAGUCCGGACGAACCGACGCAACUGAUCUGGAGGACAGUUCGAGAGCAGCAGCUGCACAUGAUUGGGACUUGGACCCAGCCGGACCGAGCUCUUUCCAUCCUUCACGAAGCGUGUGAACAGUCGCACUUCACCCCGUGGCAGUGGGAAGUUCUGGGGGCGCCCUGGACCGCAGGUACUGGUCACUUGCAACACCAGUUCAUGGAACUCGUCCCGGCCCAGCGUAACCCAGGCAUCGCGUAGAAGUACUCGGUUUGACGCUGCUGCACCCAGAUGUUCGAUUGCCACCGUACAGCGAAUCCGACCGUCCGAUUCGGAACCUGGUUGCAUUCUGUUUGAAUGAAGACGAGGAGCCAACGCAGAGAUACUGUAGACAGAGACCAGCUAAAAUUUCUCUAGCGUGUGCCGAGGAAGUCAGAGUCGGCUCCUUACUGUCUUACCCUGAUUUCUGCAGCCAUUUAUUUCUGCCUUGUACCUAACCUCCUUUGCUUCAGCCCUGAUCCAGCUUCUAUCGCACGCGGAUUCAAACCUAUAACUCUCGUCUCAGCAGCCAAUCGGCGCUUUGGGAGCUUUAACUCCCCAGCCAAUGAAAAGAGGAAAGGCGGAGGCAGAAUCCCGGCACGACUUUCGGCAGCAAAGUUCUAUUCAGUUGCUAGGAAACCAAAAGGGCAGGGGGAACACCAUCCAUAUACAUGCACACAAGGGGCGUUUGGACCAUAUUCUAAUCUCCGGACAGCAGCACAUGGCAGGAGCUGGGCGGGUCCCAAACGAACCGCUGGACCAAGUAAGUCUGAACAAGAUCUUCUGUGAGACGGUCCGGAAGGAACUACGAUGCCAGCGCCUGCAGACGGAAUACGCGCUGAACCCACUCCUGAAUGUUCACACCAUAACUGGGAAGCCUAUGUCUUGGCAUGAUAACUUAGAGGAGCCUGCAGAUGCUACAUUCCUGAAACUUAUUCAUCAUGCUGCCCUUGAACCAAACAAGAAAUAUACAGAACCACAAACAGAAAGCCAGGAAAUUGGCUGGUUCUCCACACCUUUGAUGUUCUUAUACUAUGAAAAUAUUCUCCAUCACAGAUCAGUACCAACCGGAAUGAUAGCAGGCUGUACUUUCCAAGUCGGAGCACUGAAAUCACCAAAUAUAUGGCUGCUAUGUGGCGCCUGAAGGAGACGUCAAAAGACAAGCGAUAAAGGAACACAGCAUCACAGGAGUUUAAUGGAAGAACUGUAGAUACCAAUUUGGGCUUUCAGAACUGCAUAAUCUCCACCUCUUAAUUGGUACAAAGUGUAGGGUAGAAGUUUGACACAAGGCAUAAGGUAGAGGCAAUAGGGAAGGAAAGCCUUGUGGCAUUUGAAAAUUUAGCACCUGCAAUAAACCUGACCUGAAACUG